AUGAAUCUUGCUCUCUUAGCUAAAACUGCCUGGCUUUUAAUUCACUCCCCUAAUGAGCUUUGGGUUAGGAUUUUAAAAUGCAAGGAUGGAUCUACUAUUCAUGCUUUUUCUGAUAAUUGGAUCCUUAAUGCUUCUUUGCCUCUGUGUUCUAGUUUUCCUAAUCCUAAUUAUAAAGUUUCUGACCUCAUAAAUCAUGAGGAUAAGACUUGGAAUGUUGCCUUAGUUGAAGCUUUCUUCACCAGUGAAAAUAGCCAAAGGAUUUGUAGGAUGAGAAUACCAGUCUCUGGAUGUGAUACUCUCAUUUGGCCUUUUAAUAAGAAUGGCAUUUUAACAGUUAAAUCUGUGUAUAAUUUAUUAGCAAAUGAGUUGCCACAUAAUUCUACACCCAAUCCAGAUCUAGAAUUACACAAGGCUCUUUGGAAGACUCCACUUUUGCCUAAAACUCAACUCUUUUUAUGGAAAUGUGAAGAAAACAUUCUUCCCACAGGUAGUAAGAUCUCUAGUUAUAGCAGCAACCAUGACAACAGGUGCAAAUCCUGCAAUUCUGGAGUCAAUAAAACUCCAGAACACAUGAUUCUUCAUUGUAACUUUGCUAGGAAUGUCUGGUCCAACCUCCAUGCUGUCAGUCAUGUUAUUGCUCAAGACUUGAAUAGUGACAUUAGCAUUAAGGACUGGAUUUCUAAAUGGCUCUCCACUAAGAAUCUGUUAGAUAAAUCUGUUAUUGUGUUCACUGCAGCUUGGUACAUUUGGAAGGACAGGUGCUCUAAAGUUUUUGACAACAAGACCCUGAAUCCUCAACUCACUGCCAAUACUGCUCUUAGUUUGGCAGAUGAGGCUGUUAGCUCUUUGGUCAAUGCUGUUAUUUCUAAUCCUCAAACGGUUGUUGUCAAUGAGGAUAAUUUUCUUAAUACUAUACCUGAAAUCAACUUACUUGUUUUCUGUGAUGCUUCUUUUGACAAGGAUACUAACAACUCUGGUGUUGGAAUUGUGGCAAUGAAUCAUGCAGGUUCUUUCAAGGGCAGCAAACUAGUUGCUGGUGCUGCUUCUAGUCCCGAGGGUGCUGAAAGCUUCGCCAUUCUGGAGGCAGCUAAAUGGAUCCUCUCCAAAAACUACCAGGAGAUUUUCUUAAUUAGUGAUGCCAAGAAUGUUAUGGCUUAUCUGAAUAAUAACAAAGUACAGACUAGCUGGUCCUAUUGCUCUGUUUUAGAUGAUUGUCUAUUUCUUUUAAAAGAUAUUCAUACGAUAAAGUAUAAUCACCUUAAGAGGAAUCUUAAUAGUAUUGCAGACUUAGCUACUAAGCAUAGUCGUAUAGAGAAAGUUACAGGCGAAUGGGAUGAAUCCAGUAUUCCCUACUUUCUCCAAAAUGAUGUAAACCUAUUUUAA
Messenger RNA from Papaver somniferum (opium poppy), 1383 nucleotides. RefSeq lists its product as uncharacterized. Lineage: Eukaryota; Viridiplantae; Streptophyta; Magnoliopsida; Ranunculales; Papaveraceae. Gene Ontology annotation, molecular function: RNA-DNA hybrid ribonuclease activity; nucleic acid binding. The transcript has 2 exons. The coding region runs from base 1 to 1383 and encodes 460 amino acids. The record is from RefSeq and is a predicted model, not a curated record.